AUGGGAGGAUCAGCGCAUAUGAGCUUCACCAUGGCGGCGGUCUUGACGGCCGGAGGAAUCUAUGCGUGGACGAAGAAGGGAAGCAAGGCCUCGUUGAUCGCGGGCUCUGCGGUGGGAGCGCUCUUCCUCGGCUCUGGGCUGCUCAUCCAAUCAGGACAGAACAAGUCUGGGCACCUCCUGGCGUUGGCUUCUUCUCUCGCACUGGCUACGGGGAUGGGACACCGCGCGAUCCAGACUCAGAAGUUCAUGCCUGCUGGGCUCGUAGCGACGUUGGGAGUAGCCUCCAUCUUGUACCAGGGCAAGAAGGUCAACGAGUGGUGGAACGAGUGA
Molecule: messenger RNA, 330 nt
Organism: Guillardia theta CCMP2712
Lineage: Eukaryota; Cryptophyceae; Pyrenomonadales; Geminigeraceae
Exons: 7
Coding region: 1-330 (109 amino acids)
Cellular component (GO): membrane
Source: RefSeq, a predicted model, not a curated record